UCUCUUCCUCCCCUCUUUCUGCCUCCUAAGUCGUGCCUCUCCCUCUCUCCUUCUCUUCCUCCCCUCUUUCUGCCUCCUAAGUCGAUUGUCCGUAAAGCUCAGCAAUGGCACAGCUGGGAGCAGUUGUGGCCGUGGCCGCCAGCUUCUUCUGCGCCGCUCUCUUCUCGGCCGUGCACAAGAUCGAAGAAGGACACAUAGGGGUGUACUACAGAGGCGGUGCACUGCUGACUUCCACCAGUGGCCCUGGUUUCCAUCUCAUGCUCCCUUUCAUCACGUCGUAUAAAUCCGUGCAGACCACACUGCAGACAGAUGAAGUGAAGAAUGUCCCUUGUGGAACAAGUGGUGGUGUGAUGAUUUAUUUCGACAGAAUUGAAGUAGUGAACUUCCUGGUCCCAAAUGCAGUUUAUGACAUAGUGAAGAAUUAUACCGCCGAUUAUGACAAGGCCCUUAUCUUCAACAAGAUUCAUCAUGAGCUAAAUCAGUUCUGCAGCGUACACACCCUCCAAGAAGUCUACAUUGAGCUUUUUGAUCAGAUUGAUGAGAAUCUCAAGCUGGCGUUGCAGCAGGAUCUGACCUCCAUGGCUCCCGGACUUGUCAUCCAGGCCGUGAGGGUCACCAAGCCAAACAUCCCCGAGGCGAUCCGGAGAAACUAUGAGUUAAUGGAGAGUGAAAAGACAAAGCUUCUCAUUGCAGCCCAGAAACAGAAGGUGGUGGAGAAAGAAGCGGAGACAGAACGGAAGAAAGCCCUUAUUGAGGCAGAAAAAGUGGCUCAAGUUGCCGAAAUCACUUAUGGCCAGAAGGUGAUGGAGAAGGAGACGGAGAAAAAAAUUUCAGAAAUUGAAGAUGCUGCUUUCCUGGCUCGGGAGAAGGCGAAGGCUGAUGCUGAGUGCUAUACAGCUCUGAAAAUAGCUGAAGCAAAUAAGCUGAAGCUGACCCCAGAAUACCUACAGCUGAUGAAGUACAAGGCAAUUGCCUCCAACAGCAAGAUUUACUUCGGCAAAGACAUCCCCGACAUGUUCAUGGACUCAGCGAACACCCUGGACAAGCAGCUCGAGGGGCUGGCUGACGAGUUGAACUCCAGCCCAGAAGAGAGCUGGGGGGGUAUGCCUGAGGAGAAAUGAAGACUUUUUUUUUUAUGACCUCGAAUGACACUAAAAAAGUCUAUUUAUUUUUUAAUGAUGAAGCAGACAAAACACUGUUCUCCUGACUCUUCUGCACUGCCUUCUCAGCCCAUCAAUUCCAGAACAGAAAAGAUGGAAUUGAACUCCUCCUCCAUAACCCAGGGGGCCGAGGGAAGGGGGCACGGAGGCAAUGUGUGUUUAAACAGGUAAAAGAUAUGGUUUGAAAAUUCCUGGUUUCUUCUAAACACUUUGACUUCCUGGCAUCUAGACUCUGGAUGGGGAUCUUUUAAAGGCUGUUUCCACUGGAAAAGCUCUCAUGGAGGAGGGAAGGCAAAUCCACUCUAGGUGAUUUGGUUUCUUCUUCUAGGGGAAAGAUGGCUGAGUUAAUGUAUGCCUAUCACUCAGGUUGAAGGGAAGGACAAAGUGUAGAGUGAGAAGGCGACAAAAUGAACGGUGAGAUUUGCCUGUGAAUUUGCUGGAAAUCAGCUCCACCAAGUGUGUUUUUGUUUUUUAAAUGCUGUUUCUUUCUGAAUAUGUUCAUUUUCCGGAGCCCUCAAAGAAGAACUGGUGCUAGUUUUUCUUACACUGCCCACUCUGUGGAUAUGAAAGAUUAAAUAGAAUCUGACUCUUGAUUUUGUAGGUUGUCUUUCUGACACCCAGGCUUUUGAAACUUUAAUUUCCCCCUUCUCCUGUUUUGUGGGUUUUUUGUAAGCAAAUAAGCAACGCACACUAGUGUCAUUGUGCAGUGGAAGAGCAGCUACACACCAAUCAGAUGUCAGCUCAUGAAGAUGAACCUGCCAGCUGUCUCCUCUGAAACGAUGUGGGCAAUUCUGAAUUUACCUUUUAAGAGCAAAAACCUAAUUAUGAGGAAGCCUCGAUACAAAUGGGUUCUGACAGUGGUAUUUGAGGAAAUCUGUUUUCUCAAUUAAUCUUUCUUUUUGCAUCUGAACAUACAUCUACCUUCCCUCAGUUAAGGAACAUUUCCCAAGUGUUGUGCUUUUAUUUAGGAUCCACUUCUUAGGUGCCCAGGAUCCUAAAGUCUCCCUGUUCUCCCUCCUCUUCCCCCGGUGCAGCUUUGAAAAUGUAAGUCAAGGCCCGCAAUCACCUCUAGAUCUAUGGGGAGGGUCUCAAAUGUAAAAUGUGAUGUGUUUUCCAUCCGGUCUUCCUCUGGAAAGUUUUGAACCAUCCUGAGAGUCUAGCAGGUGACUGGAGGGAGACUUUCUAAACCGAGAACCUUCCUAGUGGAACGGUGCCAUUAAUGAGUUGAAUUGACCUGUGGACUGUUGUGGACAGUCACGUGGCAUCACUUGGGGCUCAGCCAUGCUUGUCUCAGGCAUCCUAACCCUAGCGCAGAAGUAGCUUUCAACUGUGCUUACUGGGAGUUCAGGGAUGGACCAAACUGUCCGAUCAAGAUGACUCAAAGGGCCAGCCCUUCGAGUCCUAAAUGUCAGUGUCUGUUCUAAAACUUGUGACCAAAUCAUUCCUCUCUAUCUUUCCCCAGCCCCCAUCUUGCUGCUUAGCAGAGCUUUUGACUCAGGAUAUAGACUGAGCAGAAAAACACCUGUCGAGUGGUGAGGAAUCCCCCUGGUCAAGUAUUCCUUGCAAAACAAGAUUUUGUAUUCUUCAUCCCCAGGACACGCUAUCCCUGAUUCCAGCACCACAUGGUCUUCCUCAAGGAGCAUUCUCCUCCCUUGAAAAUAUCAUCAGCUGACUGCCAAUAUAUUAGCCCAAAUUCAUCCUCUGGACUUGUGCAUGUAUACACUCUUAAUCGUCUCCUCGGGCUCAAGAAAAUCCAGGCACUAGCAUUUGUCCUGCCAAUCCAGUCAGUGCUGUUUAGCAGCAAAAUACAUCAGGCAGCCAUUUUCUCUUUAUCUCUGCCACCCACUCUUUGGGCUCUGAAGUUUGGGACUGAGUUAGAGAUCUGGAGGCCAGGGAGAAUCUCACUACAUUUGUCAGGCAGUUCCCUUCUUCCUCUAAACACACCUGGGCAGCAAGGGAGCUGCAUCUCAGUCCAUUAAGUAUUCACAUCCUUUCCACUUUCUAAUAUGUUUAUUGUGAAUAAUACUUGCUGAGCAAAUCUGAUCUCUAGAGAAUGUUUGAAUUUUAAAACAUGCAAUGUGAAGGUAGCCAGCUUGCAAAAAUAUUUUUAGCUGUGUAAACUGAAAGAGCAACCAAAUGUGUCAAUCUCAAGGCAUUUUGGUGUUUAGGUGAAAUCACUUUGAACUUCUUGCUCAUCAGGAUUUACAGAAAUGAACAUUGUACUGAAUUUAAAUGAUAGCAUUUAAAAUUAAGGCAGAAUAAUUGCAAAUGAGCCAAAGUACAUUGAUAGUUUUUAUAUGACUAAAGUGGAUUCUGAUAUAGUCCAAGUCCUUGAAUUGUUGUGGAAAAAACUUGACAGAUUCAUAGCAAUGCAAGUUCCAAAAAUAGGCAAUAUUUAUAAAAAGAUUUGUACCUCUUGUAUCAAAACUAUUCUGCACAAUGUUCAACUACUUGGUUGCCUUUCUAAAGGUGUUAACAGCAAAAUCCUGUUGGUCAGAGUUGCUGGCUUAAAAUGUAACAAACUGUGAAGCUAUCAUAGUGCUUCUGUGAUCAGGAGACCUGGCAGAGACCUUAUCAGUCUCUCUGCGUCUCUGGAGUUCACUCUCUGCUUGUCUGUUCCUAUUUCUGAUAAAUGAGGUGGCAAGACCUAGUCAUCCAUUUCUAUUUCUUUUAUUUCCCCUUUUCAGAAAACAAAUGAUUAUAUUCAAAAUAGUUUUCCUUCCCCAAGGACUUAGAUGAAUAAGUAUUACUCCUUGUGCUUGAGAAAUGCCUUUUGUGUUAGCAAUCCCUCAGAUAAUGAAGUUGGGUUGAUUGCACUGGAUUAAGUUUGGAGAGGAUAUAGUUCAUUUUUGUUGAGUUUCUUUUUGUGCAGGGGGAGUUUAGGUCAACACUAAUGCAAGCUCUGUCUGAAUUUAAAUGUCUAGUGGUCUUGUGUUUGUAAUCACUGAAUAAAAUGGGCUUUUAAGUUGUA
Molecule: messenger RNA, 4131 nt
Organism: Ornithorhynchus anatinus (platypus)
Lineage: Eukaryota; Metazoa; Chordata; Mammalia; Monotremata; Ornithorhynchidae
Gene: ERLIN2
Product: ER lipid raft associated 2
Exons: 12
Coding region: 105-1121 (338 amino acids)
Biological process (GO): SREBP signaling pathway
Cellular component (GO): endoplasmic reticulum membrane; endoplasmic reticulum
Molecular function (GO): ubiquitin protein ligase binding; cholesterol binding
Source: RefSeq, a predicted model, not a curated record